Sclerotinia trifoliorum is the source of this 6848-nucleotide messenger RNA. NCBI's taxonomy places the organism in Eukaryota, Fungi, Ascomycota, Leotiomycetes, Helotiales, Sclerotiniaceae. The record is from the annotation of a GenBank genome assembly.
UCGCGGGAUUGAAUACUACCUACUAGAUAGCAAAAUCUCAGCCUUCUCCGCCUCACAAGCCAGGUCGCCUCACUGGAUUGGAACUUCUUGACCUUGAGAAAUAGUCCGAGUCCUUUGAGAACUCCCACGUUACGAAACCUUACUUACUCUUCCCAUCCAUAUCGGCGCUUGAUUAACUGUUCUCUUUACUUCUCCAUAAAAAAGAAAAGUGCACCCUUUGUAGUUAUGAAUCAAGUUCCUGUCAAAAAUAUACCAUUGUUUUAAUUGGAUUUUGUUCUUUAGCGGAAAGAGAUUCUCAACUCUAUAUGUGAGUUUUGACUACCUAUCAUUGACUUUGAUAUUCACAAUAUAUCUCUACGUUUUUGAUACCUUUGCUCAUACAGCAUUAUUCGGACUUGAUGGUGCAUGCAUGCCAUGUAUAAUCAAUACUUGUACAUUUACUAAUGUCUCCAGUAUAGCAUCCAGUUCUUCUUUUCUAGGAUACAAGAAUAGCGAUGCCAUCGGAAUCAGGGAAUCAAUCAUGGCAUCCAGCAUUUAUGCCAAAUGCCACCGCAGAUAUAAUUACCACGAAACCUUCCCCAAUACCGAUCGCAGAUGUGGAACCGGCCAGUGACCAUGAGCUUUCGAACCCUCUGUCAGCCACUAGGGAAGAGCCAACAGUUGGACAUAAUACAACAUUCAAUGAGGGAAGGGAUUUAGAUGUAGAAGAGGAUGGACUGGGAGACGACAAUACAGAACAUCCUGAAUUAUCCGAUCUGCGAAAUGCGCUCACUUCAUCAUUGGAAAGUCCGGGAGGUGUAGAAAUGGAUGAAAGUCCAUCGCAUGAAGGAAUAGAAACACCCGUCGCUCAGGAAGAUAAAGCAGAUUUUCCAACAACCGGGCCUUCGAACGAUAGUAAGCACAUUAGCACGGAUUCCUUUGCGAGAACAUCGCAUGAAGUAAGUUGGGGUGAGGAUGAUGAGGUAGACUCGGAGUGGAAUCUAUCGCGCACAAAUACAGACCCUUUCAAGAUGAUGCCCAAAUCCGAUCGAACGAACUCUUUCCCCGUGGUACCUCCUUCUCACGAGCAAGAAACUUUACACACUAUACCGCAUUCUCAAGCUGAGGAUAUUAUGAAUGAGAUGGAACAGUCACCACGUAAUGGGUCCUUCGAUGAGGCGCAUGAUGGUGAACGAGAUUUCUCUACGCAACACAAUCUGGGUGACGCUUUUGAUAAAAUUCCGCAUGAUGUUCAGGAAACACAAGCUGGAUCGGAAUCUGGAGAUUCACCGGAUUAUGGUCAAUCUUAUGGAGGAGAUGUCAAGCAAGAAGAAGAUGAGGAGUCUCGCGCACGAUUUGAGGAAGGAAUUCCUCUAGUUCAGUCUACUGAUCAAGCGCAAACUGGCACAGAUCACUCCAUCCUUCCAAAUAAUGAACAUAAUCCUGGAGAAGAGAACGACUUUUUUGCUCAAGUUGGUAUAUCAGCUCCUCAGGAAUUAGAUGUAGGUCAAGCUUCACUGGAAAGAAAAUCAACUAUGCAAGUCAUGGAUUCACUACAGUUCCAACAAGGCGACCGAACGAUAGAGGCGACGCCAGAGCUUUCAGAAAGUCAGGAUGAUUCCCCGGACCCAGUUAGGGAUAAUGUGAAUAUCCCGAAAAAUGCACUCGAUGAUGUAUUCGACGGCCCUGAUUCCGAGUUUCCGGCAAAUUUAGGCGAGGGGACUGAGGAGGCGACUGGCAAGGCUAGCAGUGAGGAUUUAGCCGCGAAAUGGCAAGCAGCAUUGGACGACGAGUUUCUAGACGAUGACGACGAGCUCUUACCAGAUGAUGACGAGGAAACUGAAAAUAAGGCUGUCGAUCCAGCCGCCUUUUUCGGGAGCGAUGAUGAAGGAUUUUUAGAUGACACUAAUGAUGCCACUAAUUCGGACAUCAAUGGCUCUAUUGGUCACGUGGCUGGAUUCGAUGCUCCUGAAGCAAAACCAAGAAGUACGAGCAAUCGAUAUAUUCCGGCAGGGGCAGCUCCGACAGUUCAACCGCAGACUAACAAUUCUUUUGCUCCAGCGGCACCUUUCUUGACUGAUCUUUCCAGAUCAAACACGACUCCGGAAACUUCUUUGCCAUUCAACCCUGCAGUCGCCAUGGGAAAUUACCCAGUCCAACAGCAGCAACGUCCAGAAUUACCUAAAGCUCAAAGUUUUGCCGAUAAAGCGAAAGGAGGAUAUGCAUCUCCUUAUGAUUUGCCAAUGGAGGUUGUAAAACCUCGUAAACGUGUAAGCACGAAUCAAAUGAAUCGUGGAUAUAACGCAUCAGCUCCGCCCAGAGCCAGCAGUAUGAAUAUUCCACCACCAAGUGCAUAUCCUCCUCAGCAACAACAGAAACCUGCGGUGAACAUUUCCCCAGUUGUAUCAAAUACUCAGAAACCAAAAUCCGGUGCAGAUAGUGGUUUCUUCGAGGAUCUCCCUAUCCUUUCCAGACCCAAAGUCGCUCCUAGACAUCAAACCACUCCUGCUCCCGCAUCGUCGCUGUAUAUCCCGACUGUGACUACCGGACCUCAACAAAACUAUGCACCAAUUUCUGGCCAACCAUAUUCGGCCCCAAUUCAUCAAGAAGCCACUAUGCGAGAAACCCCCUCCCUGCAGCCACCAAUGCAAUCCCCACCAAUGGUGCAAGGCUUGGUCUCCCCUGAGCGUGUGAAUCCUUAUGCUCCUAUUCCAUCUGCAGGCCAACAGUUGCCAACCACUGUACCUUCUGUAACAUCACGUUAUUCUCCAGCGCCACCACCACUACAUCAUUCAGCUAGUGCUCCAGCUCCUGUCACACUAUCCCGAUACUCCCCUGCUCCUUCUCAACCACGCUCGCAUUACGCUCCACAAUCUUCAGCGCAUCUUCAAUCACCUCCACAAUCAAUAUUGCCACAUUUGCCUCGGACUUCGAGUCCCUUGGCUCAUUUUGAGAGGAGUCAAGAUGGUCGUGGGCAUGGUGCUGGUGGAGAGAUACCAAAUUACGAACGCCGUAGUUCAUCAGGGUACGAGCCAAGUCUGAGAGCACAUCCACUUCCGCCAACGAGAGAAGUUGAUGAAAAUGAUGGUAGCGUGCCACAUACCCCAGUUUUUAGUGAACAUCCGAAGUCGUUUAGUUCAUCCGCGCAGGGAAUAAAUUCUGUUUCUCAGACUUCUCCUAGUUCAAGUAUUGCUGCUCGUAUGGGGAGAUCACCACCUAAACGAGCAGGGUCGACACUAUACACGUCACUACACCCUUCCAAUACUCUUAGUCCAGCUCAAAUUCAUGGCUUCGUUCCACCACCAAGAUCUCAUACACAAUCUCCUGGUAGAGCUUUCGGUGGCUCUCGACUUGAAAUGAGUAUUCCUGAGCCAUUGCAAAGGCCUGCUUCUAUUGAAGCUCUAUCUUCUAGGAAUGCAGCUGCCUUUACACCUAGCCAACCGAUGUUUCAUGCUCCUAAACGUUUGAGGGCGCCUUCCUUGACCAAUUAUGUCGCUCCUACAGAUGGACGGGAACAUGAUUCUUUACAAAGAUGGAAGGGUUGUCCUGUUUUUACUUGGGGUGUCGGAGGUACCAUGAUUACAUCUUUCCCCGUAGAUGUACCGAGGUAUGGUAUGACUUCAACAACACCUAUGGUUGUUAGAAGUCCUGGAGAAGUAAAGGUUCGCAAUGUCAAGGAUCUUGAUCCACUAGAAAGCAGAUUGACGAGCUUCCCUGGACCAUUAAAGGGCAAGGCAAAGAAAAAGGAAGUUCUUAGUUGGUUGGCCUCCGGUAUUGAGAUCUUGGAACAAAGUGCAUCUUAUUUGAGGUCCAUCCGAGUUUUGUCUCACGAUGACAAACGUACUGAAGAACGCUUACUGUUAUGGAAGAUCUUGCAUGUCUUUAUCGAGAAUGAUGGAAUUCUAGAAGGAAAUCCUAGUGUCGAAAAAGCUGUUAGGGCUGUCCUUUCCCCAGGUAUCGAUGAUGAGGUUGGACAAGAAUCACCUUUAUAUGCAACUGGAGCGGACCUUACGGGAAUCUCAUCAUCAUCAACAACACUAACACGGGCUGAUCCUGUCGAUCCUGCUGCUGUAGAUCAAAUCAGAAAGCAUCUAUUAAGGGGCGAACGAGAGAAAGCUGUGUGGGAAGCUGUUGAUAAACGACUCUGGGCACAUGCAAUGUUGAUCUCAAACACAGUAUCGAAAGAGCUUUAUAAGCAAGUUGCCCAAGAAUUCGUACAAAAAGAAGUCAAGAAUGUCGGUGAUAACACUGAACCUCUUGCCGCCUUGUACGAGAUAUUUGCUGGUAAUUUCGAAGAGAGUAUAGAUGAGCUUGUACCUCCAUCUGCUCGUGCUGGUUUCCAAAUGGUCAGCACAUCUACAUCAUUAAGUCCUUCGAAAGAUGCACUUGAAGGUCUUGAUAGAUGGCGUGAGACUCUUGGUCUUGUUCUCAGUAACCGAAGUACAGAUGAUACUAAGGCUUUGGCUGCUUUGGGAAAGCUUCUUUCCGGUUAUGGUAGAGCUGAAGCUGCACAUAUUUGUUACUUGUUCGCAAGGAAUUCAUCUGUAUUUGGUGGUAUUGAUGAUCCAAGUACAAACAUGGUUCUCAUCGGUUCUGAUCAUUUGAGGCAGCCUUUUGAUUUCGAUAGGGAAUUGGAACCAGUACUUUUGAGUGAAGUAUACGAAUAUGGUUUAUCGCUGUCAAAUGUUUCCAGUAUCGUAACAUCUAAUCCACAUUUGGCGGUUUACAAGUUACACCACGCUGCAGUUCUGGCGGAGUAUGGGCAUCGACAGAAGGCUUUAGAAUACUGUGAGAGUAUUGCUUCGACCAUUACUUCUCAAACAAGACGAUCACCAUAUCAUCAUGCUCAAUUAGUUUCAUCACUUGAUGACCUUAGCAAGAGAUUGAAAUCAUCACCAAAAGAUGAAAAUGGUUCCUGGAUUUCAAAACCUAGCAUUGAUAAAGUAUCCGGUUCUGUAUGGGCAACGUUCAAUAAGUUUGUUGCUGGUGAUGAACAAGAUACUACUGAUGCUAUGUCAAAUGCUGAGAGUUCCGCUGAUGUUGGUCCAUUCGCACGCAUUGCUGGUGGCACUCCAACUAUAAGUCGAUCACCAUCUGUUGCUGAUAUCUAUGGUAGCUCUUACAAUGGAGGAGGAGCUUUGGGUAUUAAUGGAAUUUUAUCACCAGCUCCACAAACGAAAGCUUCUUCAAGAUACGCUCCAGGUUCUACAUAUACUCCCCAAGGUUCAUAUGAACCACCAAGCUCUUCACAUGGUUCUCAACCCCGAGCUUCAUUUGAAGGGGGUAGAACAUCAGGCGAGUUCCGUCGCAAUCUACAUGAACCACAAAGACAAAUGUCUUCAGAAAUUCGGCCAAUCUCACAACAAUACAAUCAAGCUUCCAGCUUCACACCUCAAAGUGCUGGCUACAGUCCAUAUACUAGAAGUGAUUCUCCUUAUACACCACAAACUAGUUCAAUGGAAACUCCGUCAGCUCCUUUCGAGUUACCUCAGCCUAUAAGUUAUGAUGGACAACAAACAUUUCAACCACAUAUGGCAAACCACGAAUCACCUGGUAGUGGAUACGAAACACCAACUGGAAAUUCUUAUGAGCCACCUUCAUCAAACACAGGAUAUGAACCACCGUCAUAUGAACCUAAUUCUAUGGAACAACCCGAUUCACCUAUAAGCACAAAGCCAAAGAGCUUUAUGGGUGAUGACGAUGAUGAUAUACCUGCAUUAAAGGCACGUACAGAGACUACACGGGAAAAGACCAAAGCGGAAAAAGAUCGGGAAGCUGAUGAAGCUUUCCGAAAAGCUGCUGAAGCUGAUGGUGAGAAUAUCCUCGAUUCUAUUCUUCACAAUAAUGCUAAUUCCUUUCUAGCCGCGAAAGAUAAAAAACCCGCUCCUCAAAAGAAAGGUUGGGGUCUUGGUUGGUUUGGAGGGGGUAAAAAAGAAGCUUCUACCACCGAGUCGACACAGGAGAAGAAAGCGAUUAGAGCUAAGCUAGGUGAAGAAAGUAGUUUCGUUUAUGAUCCUGACCUUAAGCGGUGGAUCAACAAAAAAGCAGGUGCAGAAAAUAUACCUUCUCCAUCAGCAACUCCACCACCACCAAGAGCUACAGGUCCACCUAGAUCAUCUAGCGGUACCGUAAUCUCAAGCGCAGCAGGUAACCUAAGUAUGCCUCCCCGAUCCGUAAGCUCCGCAAGUGCACCGCCUCAAAGAGCACUUAGCGGAUCUAGCGAUAGCGGGGUGACGGUUGAUGGAUUAGUUAAACCACCCGUGGGACCUGCAAUGGCUAGGACACAGAGUAAUGGAAGCGCAAUGGGUGGUAAUUUGAGUGGAUUAACUAGUACAGGGAGUGCUCCGCCCAGUAGACCAAAUACUAGUAUGAGUAAUGCGUCGAGUAUUGAUGAUUUAUUGGGUCCUCCUAGUGCGGGAGGUAGAAAGGGAACGGCCAAGAAGGGAAGGAAGGGUAGGGGGUAUAUUGAUGUUAUGGGUGAUAAAGCGGGCGGAAGUAGUGGGUGAUAAGGCGGGUGGAAGUAGUGGGAGUUUGGGUUAGUGGUGUGAGGUGUGAGGUAUGAGGUAUGAGGUGCGUGGUGAAUGGAUUGGUGUGAGAGGUGAGGGCGGAGGGAUGGAGGGUGUAUUAUAAAUGCUUAUUGGCUAAGAGAAACGCGAAGAUGGGAAUAAACGAAUUGUAAUUUUUGUAUGAAAGUAUGAAAGUAGUGUUAUGAUAUAUGAUAGACUGAUUGCUGGAGACGCACUACUAGAAAGGAUGAAUGUGAAUAAAGGGAUAGAUGGGUUGAAUGAUUGAUUAAUCGAUCAGCGAUGGGGAUUAAGUACUUGUUAAGUUCAGAUGGAUUAAUAUAACGGUUCCUGGGAAUGAUUAUU